This is a messenger RNA of Cladophialophora psammophila CBS 110553, 2763 nucleotides long. RefSeq lists its product as uncharacterized. The transcript is spliced from 2 exons. The coding region runs from base 1 to 2763 and encodes 920 amino acids. NCBI's taxonomy places the organism in Eukaryota, Fungi, Ascomycota, Eurotiomycetes, Chaetothyriales, Herpotrichiellaceae. The record is from RefSeq and is a predicted model, not a curated record.
AUGGACCAUCUGCCUCUACCGAAACUAAGCUCGUGGGAACAUAUUCAGGUGCCUUACUAUAUAUGCGAUGACUUUGAAUACUUGUACAAGGGUCCAUGGGCCACCUACCACCAAAGGCACGGGUAUUACACGCCACAGGAGUUUUAUCCUCGAAAGAACAAGCCAUAUCCAGACAAGUUUAAACCUCGUCUGGCGGCUUUUGUACAAUCGUGGCUCUGGUUCGGGAUGUUGCAAGAGUUCUUGAAUGAAGAUCUCCGUCUUGAGGACUGGACUGCUCCCUGCACCGUCGAAGAAGACGCAAAGAAAACUACGACUCGCAUAUCGACUUGCGGCUUGUUGGCGAAAUUGGACCACUGGGUUGAGGUAAUCCAAGGCAAGAGCGAUGAAAAUCGUGUCUCAGAGCUGAAGGCUAUUGACUACUUGCUUCAUGACGCUGACAGACAGAAGAGUCACUUUGAAUUAUCCGAAGGCUCGAAUUUCCUUGAAGCCUGGGAUGUCCUUCCUCAAUCACUGCUUUUGUCAUUGAAUAUUUUGAUCAACACCUUGAAGAUUGUGCGAAAUUCUGCUUGGCCUGACAUUACUCCUCUCCAAAGGCACCCCGGAAUAUUCUACGAUAAAUUGGAGCGAAUAACGAGGCACGACGGCUGGUGCCCCGUCGCUGUCAAUGCUUUGGCACUAAGUUGUGACGCGAUAUCAGGCUACUGCGUUUCUCUUCUAGGUCCAGUCAAGAGCCCUCAAGACCAUAUGGCUUGCAACCCUGAGCUUUGCUCGGCGUUGCAGGUAGAUCACCAGACAUAUCAAACUCGACACAUAGAGCCUGGGUGUAAGUGUGAUAUGUCGGAGCCACUUAGUCGUCUUGUAGCGACGAUCUUGCAAGCCAACAAAAUUCCUAUCAUCCGCCUCGGUGGACCUGACGGCAAGCUGGAGGUUGCCGCAUCUGACUGUCACGAGCAUAAUUUCGUUGCCAUAUCACAUGUAUGGUCAGAUGGACUCGGCAAUCUGCAUCACAAUAGUCUUCCAUCUUGCCAGCUACGGAAAAUUCAAUAUCAAGUCAACGCCCUGAUGUGGAACUAUUCUUCGAAACCGGAAGAGAAAGCCAAUACUUUCUUCUGGAUCGACACGAUUUGUGUGCCGGUGGGCAGCUCGUUCAGGGCCGAGAGGAAUUUCGCAAUCUCCCAGAUGGUACACGUUUACCGAAAGGCCUCGAUGACAUUGAUUCUAAACGCAGAGCUAAACGAUAUACCUUCGGACACGCCUUCGUGGGAACUCUCUGCAAGGAUCAACAGAACAGCCUGGUUCCGUCGGUUGUGGACAUUACAUGAAGGCAUCAUCUCACGAAGGUGCCUCUUUCAGCUGAGCGACAGAGCGAUUAAGUUCUCUGAACUCAUCAUGAAGCCACCCGAUCACAGAAGCGCAGUCCUCUCUGAGAUUGAGAAGUCCAUUCUUGAACAGACCUCGCGCAUGUACACCAACAUGGAAACCUUCAAAGCUCUGCCAAGACUGGAACGGAGUCGGGAGAUAUGGAGAGCCUUCGCCGGAAGGACAACCAGCAAUGCUGACGACGAGACGAUUUGUCUGUCUAACAUGCUUGGACUCGACCUCACCCCGAUUCUCGCAAUUGAUCGUAGCGACCCUGAUGUGUGCUCGAAGCGAAUGAAGGCUUUCCUCUUGGAGCAGAAACUUUUUCCCCAGGGUCUCAUCUUUGAGGCUCAAUCAGGCAGUGAUUUCGCUGCCUCUCCGGAGGCGGCAUUUCGGGAGCCCGGCUUCAGGUGGGCUCCGCGGACGUUUGUGUUCGAUACAAGGGGCGAUUACAGCACUGUCCACCAGUCUGCCUUGGCGACAGCUGAUGCGAGAGGCUUGCACGCCAAACUUCCAGGACUGAUGCCUGGUCUUAGCUGGGAGGACUUCUUUUGCUUAGCUCGUCGAGACACUAUACUUCUCAAAGAGCUAGACCCCUCUAUGAACGUCCUACUUGUGGACAUUUCGUUUAUGGUUCCAGCGCAGUGGGAUUAUCACUACGAAGUAGAAUGGCAGAUGCCGGCCCCGUGGCAUCUCGGAGGGAAGCUUUUAGGAUCCACGAGACCCGCGGUCAUUCUAGAAGAAGAUCUCGUCAAUCAAGAUCUGGAUACGAGAGAGUCCGAUGAUGGUGUAAAGAUCAAAGAAUUCGAGAUGGAUGUGCAGCUAGGGGUUGAGCGUGCCGCUCUCGCCGCUGUUUUCGAGCGUUGGGUGAGCGGACUUCUGGUUGCUUUGCCACGCGAGAAAUCCAUGGUGCUUCAUCACGGUAUUGGCAAGGUCACAGAGGAGAUUGAGGCAUUGAUCGUCGGGCCUGUGUCGGUAAAGAAAUCGAUGUUUCAGACUAGACAAAAAUCAGCCUGCGAUCAAAUCACCUUUGAUCAGGGAAUGUCAAUGGAGAACUGUCUCGAGUCUACAUCUUCGAUAGCAAGCGAGAAUGCUUCGUUCGUCGAUGCGGAUUCAUCCAUUGCUUCGACAGAUGGCAUUUGGCACCAAAACAUCUCCACUACGCUUUACGGCGGUUGGAAGGAAACCAUGAAACUGCAAGCAGCACUGGCUAGGGUCCCAGAUGCUUUGCUUCAAGUCCCUUUUUUCAUCCUCUACGAUCACAGCGGUAACUACCCCUUACACAAGAAUUUCUCGAGUGAUGAUAGCAAUGCCAAGCGCAAAUAUAUCACGGAGGUUUUGGAUGAGGAGGUGGGCACAUUCGCUCUCGACGUGUUGACAACGGUUACCCCUCGCUCGAAUUGA